UUGUAAGUGGUAAUAGUAAGUAUAAUAAUUGUCAGGGGGCAAAGAGUGGCAAAAGUGUGAUUUUGCUUGUGAGCAGGCAAACUUUCUAAAUGCAUGAUAUCAAGGUUAAUUUAGGUGGUAUGGGGGGGGGCUUGAAAAUUUGACAAUGCUCAUAACUUUGUAAAUGAAGGUAAAUGCAUUUGCACACAUCAAAUUACUAAUGAAACAGAGGAUCAGGGCUCUUUUGUAUGUUGUAGUUAAUUUUGCCAGACCAGUCGCAAUUCCAUUGUCCCCUUUUUAUGUAAUGCUGUUUAUCCACAGCAUUAAACAAGCACAUUGCUUGAAAAAUCUGUCUGAUAAACUCCCUCUUAUCCUGGAUAAAAUAUAAUAUAAUUUAGGCUUUUUUGUUAAAUAAGUAGCAAAAUAUCUCAGGGACAAGGCUGCUUAAGUGUGGAUGCAUCCAAGCAGGGCUGCCAUCAGGGGGGCACAGGGGGUACAGUUGUAUACAUACAAGCCCGGGCGGCCCAGCUGUGCUGCACUUUUUGAAAAUGACAGUGCCCAAGUGAAUCGCCGAACCACCGAAAACCAGAAGCGCCAAGGACCCGAAACCGCGAAUGGAGCCGAAGCCACAAAAAGACCGGAAGUUAAAGUCCUGAAGCCACAAAAGGAGCCGAAGCUGUAUCCCCGAAGCUACUAAAAGAAUGGAGCAACGAAAAGAGGCGAAGGAAAAUGAAGAAGCUGUUCUCGCAGAGGACAAGGAAGAAGAAUCGAAGCAGAGACAGGUUCCCCUCCCCCCACGGCUGAGCAGAAGGUACAAUGCAGGCGAGGCUGAGCUUUGCUGUGGAGUUUGAGCCUUGGGUGUAACCUAACCAGCUAGGGGAAGCACAGAUCCUGAUUGACAGCAGGACUAGCAUUAUGCAAAUACCACAAGCCUGAACAGAGGCUGAUUGGGGCCCCAGCAGGGGCUCUCAUACACACGUCACAUGUUUAUCUUAAAGUCUUGCUCUUGUGUGUAAAGCACGCUUAUCCCUUAAUCUGCAUUUUAUACAUUCUCUCUCCUAUUGCACAGCAUUAGAAUUUUGUGUGUGUGUGAUUUAUCAUCGUGGCGUCUCUCAGCAUUCUUCACAAAGUCUUAUGUAGGUCAGGCCUGUCUUAAGCAGAUUUCCUGAACCUGUGUCAGAUUAAGCUGAAGGAAUUUUAAUAAACCCUCCCAUGUAGGCGUAGGCCUAAGCGAGACUAACCUAGUUAAGCCUGAUUUUUUUUUUAUGUGUGUGUGUCUGAGGGGGAAAAGAGCUGUGCAGAACUCAAGGCUGAAUGGUGGCUCCAGGAACUGGCUGCUAAUAAAAGGAGAACUGAAAAAUGACGGGGAAAGCUCGCUCGUCUAAUUUUACAGUAUUUGAAAAGCUCGAUUUGCUGAAUCUGGUGAAGCCAUACAUAGGGGUGCUGGAGGAGCACACCAACAAACACUCGGUCAUUAUCGAAAAAAACAACUGUUGGGAGAUCAUCACCGAAAAGUACAACGCCAUGGGGACUGGGCGGCCACCCCGCACGGCGCACGGUUUACGCACGCUGUACAAGAGGCUCAAGGAGUACGGCAAGCAGGAGCUGAUGCAGUGCAAGACUUCGCAGGCCGACUACCAAACGACUGUGUCAGAGGCCACAAAGAAACUUGUCGAGAUCAUCCCACAAUUUAGCGGCUUGUGCUUUGGACGAGACAUCAGCUUAGUGCAAAGUGAAUCCGUUGCUUCAGAGGGGGAUAUGGGAUUAAGCUCACAGCAGCUACCCCUGCAAGAACAACUUGCUUCUGUCACAGUCCAGCUAGAGUCAGAGGAUGAAGAUGUGAAACCCCCUCCAGCUUUGCUCAUAGAGCCACUACCUUCAGCUGAGCCUGAGAUCGAAGAACCUGAGGAUCAGCAAUUUCAGCAUACACUAGAGGGAUCAUUAUCUCCUCUUUCCUCUGUGGACAUGAGGUUAUCCAUAUCUCCCCCAGUCCCAAGGAUAGAGGAAUGCUUCAGUCAUACCGGGGAACGUUUAAGAUCAACCUGUGCUUGCAGUCCUGAAACCCUGCAAAUGGUGAGAAAAGAACAUGAAAUCAUUCUGGGCAAUCAGAGACAAUAUGGACUUUAUAUGAAGGAGAAGAGGGAAGGCUUGAAGAGAAGGCAACACUUAGAAGAGGAGUUAUUAAGGGCAAAAAUCAAGGUGGAAAAAUUAAAGGCGUUGAAACUGCGACAUGAUCUACCUGAAUACAGCAAUCUAUAAAACUUUUUUUUCAUUUUUUUUUUUAAAUUAUUGUUUUAAUUAUUUGUUUACAAAAGAGACAAAUGUUUUUUUUGCCCAUAUUGUUUACAUCUAUGGAUAAUUAUAAUACUGCUGGAAAUUAGGCCAAAUGCAUUUAGAUAUAUAUGUAAUAUGUUAAGUUUUAUCCUAUGUUUAAGUGCAAAGGCUUAGGCUAAUGUCACACCGGGCUGAAACUUGGUGUGCUGAAAAACGCAGGCCAAGAAUCCGCCCUUUACCUUGCCUGGCCCCGGAUCCAUCAUUUUGGGUGCAGGUACUAAUUUAAGUAAAAAUGCAAGCGCUCAUAUUUUUUUGACAAAUUCGCCAUGUGUACCUGCACUGGGGCCAACACAUUUUUUUCCGCAGGCCGAGUUUCAGCUCUGUGUGGCAUCAGCCUCAUGGAGGCUCAGGGAGUACUGUGCUGAUCAAAAUAACCUUCAUUAGAAGAGAACUACCUAUGGCAGACACAGCCACUAUCAGUUGGGAUCACUCAGGAACAUCUUCCUGAGAUCACUGUAGCAGCCAGAACACUCAGGGGGUCAUUUACUAAACGCAAGUGCUUUAGCACUAAGGGGCAUAAGAGCAUGGCCCACUUAACAAGCACUUGUGUCCCAGGCUAUGGUGCACAUAAUGCUGGAUUGAAAUCGUCAGGGGGCACAUGCAGAAACAGGGCAUGAUUGUCAUGUGCUCCCCCUGCACAGCUGAAUAAUGCAAAUAUUACAGGGUAGGAAGGGGUACAGCGUUGACUAAGGUUGCCACCUGGCCAGUAUUUUACCGGUCUGACCGUAAAAAUGAUGGUUGAUCCCAAUGUUAUUAUUAGGGAAAAAAGAUAAAUAUAUAGGAAGGCAAGUAUUUUUUCCAGAAAAGGUGGCAACCCUAGCGUCAACUAACUCGGUCAAUGUUGUAUUCGUGAGAGUAGCAGCAAUUCUAUGAGCUCCGGAACAGGGCAUUGUAAAUUGUAGAUACCCCUUAGCGUCUACAAGAUUAUUUAUGUAUUAUACGCCAACCUAACCUGUCUAUAUGUAGCUAGAACUGCUUGUAUGGCCACAUCCCCAUAUAUGUGGACCAUAAUGGGCCAAACCACCACCACCAUCAUUCAUUUAGCCCAUAGGCCAUAUAUUGGAUAACAGUGGGAUGGGCGGGGCUAAAUAAUUAAUUGUUAAAGAAUAAGGGUGUUUCGGAAUGCUAAACUUUUUUAUGUUCUAUUUAAGUUUAGCUUUUUAGUGAAGAUCCUGAUGAAAUGAACUGGCAAAUCAUAUGCCUUGCUGCAUGACAUUGGCACAAAGUAGGAACCAUGAUAGCAUUCCAGCUGGUUCAUUUUAUCAAGGUCUCUGUCACUGCCUGGUUACAGGUUUUCCUAGUCUACACCGGAGCAAUUUAUUGUGUAUUAACGGCACUCAGAUUAUCAGCACACUGUACUGUUUGGCAGCAAUGGGUUACUGUUCUAGCAUAAAACUCACCUGUAUUAAUGCAUACAUCCGUAUAGUAAUUACCAGGGUCUGCAAGGAUUAGCCUAGGGAUAUCAACUCUAUAUUUAUAAUGAAAUAACCGCUUCCAAAUUAGUUUAUCACUAUACAGAUUAUAGAAUAUUUGUAAAAGUUAAUUAUCCCAGUUUUUAAAGGGUAACCUGUGUCCAGACUCCAACAUGAAGGGGUAAACUAAUCCAUGACUUCUUUCAGAAUCUAACUGGAAAAAUCUAAAAAGGAAUAAAAUAGAUUUAUUUGGGCCAGUUGCUUAUUAUAACAUUUGAUUUAUGAAAGUAAGUUUACUGUAGAUGCUAGACUUGGAGCCCUAAACCUGCUGGUUCCUAGCAUAGGAUAGCAAGGAGAUUUAAGUCAGUAGCUGCUAUUUUAGUACCCACUUCUUGUGCCCAUCCACAUGCCCCAUUAUUUCUGUUCACUUAAUCAGCGUUACCCAGGUACCUCUUAGUGACACGGAAAUAAAGCAAAAUGCAUAUAUUUUUAUGUUAAUUUGUUAAACAGUUUGUGUCUAUCAGGGAUGCGUUUUAAAGUCCCCGGUUCCUGUAUUUCGUUUGUCUUCUCCGCCUUAUGAUGGAGUGUCACUUAUGGUCUCUGUAUCUGACCAGUUUUGGAUAAGUAUGAUUAUCCCUAAAAAUCCAGCAGGAAAGCAAAUUAUUCUCUAAUUAAAGGAGAUUUAAAGUAAUCCCGCUAAAUUAAGGGAUUUCAGAUGAAUCUCUUAAUAUAAACCAGUUUGUGUUAUACUGUUUUUUUUGUACGUUAAUAGAUAAAGCCAUGGUUCCCUCUGCUAUGUAAAGCAGGGGAGAGACCUAUAGCUUUAAGACCAUAAGAAAGUAAUAUAUAUUAUAAACUACCUUAUUUUUGAAGAUUUUACUAGAAUCCAUUCCCUUGUUCAAAACACGAAGCUUAAAGUCCGAUUUUACUUCACCUUUAAACUUUGUGUUUUGAAUUUCCUCUAACAUUAACUUUUGCUGUGAUGUAAAUUGUGGAACUCCAGAGACAUUUUGCAUUUAGUAUAUAUUUUUAUUUUUGUUGUUAUAAAUGGUUUGUCUUUAUAUUUUGUCUCCCACUAGCAUGACUUUUAAAAUGCUGGUUCCUGGGGUCAAUCACAAACCUAUAUUUUUACAUUUUUAAUAGUGUUUAUGUCCUAUCUCUGUCUAGUCAGACACAUUCCAAUUAAUUUUUCACUUGCCUUUCAUACUACUUACUGGUUGCAAAGGCAAGGGGGCAGCUCUCCAGUUUGGACUAAAAACUGAACAAAAAACUUGUCUGUCUUAUUAAAAAUUACUUUAAAGGUGAACCGUUCCUUUAAUUCAGUUCAGAGGAAAAAUGCCUUCUGAUUUAAAUUUUGCUUUACGUUUUGUUCACCCCCCUUUGGGUUUUGUUUUUUAUUUUUAUUUCGCCCUUUCUCCCAAAAUCUAGAAUUGGGCAAAUAUAUGUAAAGACAAAGGAGUACUUUGCGCUGCACAUAACUUUCUGCAUUUAAGCAGGGGUUGGAAACUUGAGAACUUGAAAUAUGAAUGUGCACUCUAUGUUUGAUUUUUGAGUAAACCGAAUUUAAUUUGAAAACAAAA
Messenger RNA from Xenopus laevis (African clawed frog), 5305 nucleotides. RefSeq names its product fibrinogen silencer-binding protein-like. Lineage: Eukaryota; Metazoa; Chordata; Amphibia; Anura; Pipidae. The record is from RefSeq and is a predicted model, not a curated record. Bases 1339 to 2238 code for a protein of 299 amino acids. The transcript is spliced from 3 exons.